Gastrolobium bilobum is the source of this 978-nucleotide messenger RNA. Its product is annotated as transmembrane ascorbate ferrireductase 2. Lineage: Eukaryota; Viridiplantae; Streptophyta; Magnoliopsida; Fabales; Fabaceae. The record is from RefSeq and is a predicted model, not a curated record. Gene Ontology annotation, molecular function: oxidoreductase activity. The transcript is spliced from 4 exons. The coding region runs from base 73 to 771 and encodes 232 amino acids.
AUAAAAUUCUGUAUGUUUCAACAUUGAACGCUCCCUUCUCUUCCCUUUAAAAUCUCAUUCUCUCUCUCUAGGAUGGCGGCUCCGCCGGUUGUGAGGUUUCCGAUCUUCAUGGCAGUGAGAGUAAUUGGUAUCGCCGUCACUGUUCUUCUUCUCACAUGGGCUCUCCAUUUCAGGGGUGGCCUCGCUCUCAUAUCUGAUAACAAAGAUCUCAUCUUCAAUGUCCAUCCAGUGUUGAUGGUGAUGGGGCUUGUUCUAAUCAAUGGUGAAGGGAUGCUUGCUUAUAAGACAAUAUCUGGAACUAAAAACUUCAAAAAAACAGUUCAUCUCUCAUUACAGUUUCUGUCUCUCAUUUUAAGCUUAAUUGGUCUCUGGGCUGCUUGGAAGUUUCACAUUGACAAGGGCAUUGACAAUUUCUACAGCCUGCAUUCAUGGUUGGGCCUUACUUGCCUUUUCCUAUUCUCCAUCCAGUGGGGUGCUGGUUUUGCAACAUAUUGGUAUCCAGGAGGCUCAAGAAACAGUAGAGCUUCCCUAUUGCCAUGGCAUGUGUUCUUUGGAAUCUUUAUCUAUGCAUUGGCUAUAGCCACAACUACUACUGGUAUUUUAGAAAAGGCUACAUUCCUUCAGACCAACAAUAUCAUAUCACGUUAUUCCAGUGAAGCACUGCUGGUCAAUUCCUUGGGCAUUUUGAUUGUCAUUUUAAGUGGCUUUGUUGUUCUUGGAAUCGUUACGCCAGCUUAUGUUAAAGCUGAUUCCGUAAGAGGAAACGAGUAACUUUAUAUGUUCUAUAUAAUUCAAAUUCUAGGAGCAUGAACAUUUGUGUCCUAUCUGACACAGGUUACAUGGAUGUAACAAACUCAUUGAACGUAUGUACAGACAGAUUUAGUUUUCAGUUCGAUUUACUAUGUUCAUUUCCCUUAUACCAAUUAAUAUUUGUAUGUGUCGUGCAUGUUGUUUGAGGGAUGAGACGAGUCUAUAAUA